This is a messenger RNA of Anoplopoma fimbria (sablefish), 4684 nucleotides long. RefSeq names its product FERM, RhoGEF and pleckstrin domain protein 2 (gene farp2). The transcript is spliced from 26 exons. Bases 227 to 3409 code for a protein of 1060 amino acids. Gene Ontology annotation, molecular function: cytoskeletal protein binding; guanyl-nucleotide exchange factor activity. Lineage: Eukaryota; Metazoa; Chordata; Actinopteri; Perciformes; Anoplopomatidae. The record is from RefSeq and is a predicted model, not a curated record. Gene Ontology annotation, cellular component: cytoskeleton.
GCCACAUCCAUCGAGGCUAUUUAAAGUAAAGGACAUCUUCACUCCCCGGCCGCAUGUGGACCAAUAGCAGCUCGACUAGCGCCGCUUCAGCCAAUCACAGCCGAGUCUGAGCAGCACUGCGGACGACGACGGUCAUGGAGUGGAGUAGUGUCCUUUUCGGUGUAACAAACUUUUAGCAUUUAGUUUCGAAACGGGACAAAAACGGAGUGCUGGUCUGAGCAGAAACAUGGGGGAGCUCCAGGGUUCGUACCGGGUCCUGCAGACCCCUGGUGUCCGGCUGGGAGCCCAGUUCAACCCCGGUAUCAGCACCUUGGAGCCGGGCCAGAGCCUCAGCGGCAACAUGGUCGGUGGGAGCAAGAGCCACCACGGACGAGGGCUCCAGAUCCGAGUGCAGGGGCUGGACGACUCCCAGGAGUUCUUUGAUGUCGACACAAAAUCUAUUGGACAGUAUCUCCUCACUGAGGUUUUCUUGAGAGGCAACCUCAUAGAGAGGGAUUACUUUGGCCUGGAGUUUCAGAACAUGCAGAUGAACUGGGUUUGGCUGGAACCAACGAAACCCAUUAUUAGACAAGUCAGGAGACCAGAAAAUACACUUUUUAGACUGUCGGUGAAAUUCUUCCCUCCAGACCCUGGUCAGCUGCAGGAGGAGUACACGAGGUACUUAUUCUCGCUGCAGAUGAAAAGAGAUUUGAUGGAGUCCAGGUUGAUCUGCACAGAAAAUACCGGAGCCCUGCUGGCCUCUCACCUCGUCCAGUCGGAGAUCGGCGACUACGACGACGCAGCCGACGUGGACUUCCUGAAGACGACCAAGCUGUUGCCGUACCAAGAGAAGGUGCAGGAGAGGAUCAUGGAGCUCCACCGCAGGCACCUGGGCCACACUCCAGCUGAAUCAGAUUUCCAGAUCCUGGAGAUUGCCCGUAAACUGGAGAUGUACGGCGUCCGCUUCCACCCGGCGGCCGACCGGGAAGGCUCCAAGAUCAACCUGGCCGUCGCUCACCUGGGCCUUCAGGUUUUUCAGGGCAACACCAAAAUAAACACCUUCAAUUGGUCCAAGAUUCGCAAACUGAGCUUCAAGAGAAAGAGGUUCCUGAUCAAGCUCCACCCAGAAGUUCACGGGCCCCAUCAGGACACACUGGAGUUCCUGAUGGCCAGUCGAGACCAAUGUAAGAUCUUCUGGAAGAUCUGCGUUGAAUACCACUCAUUUUUCCGCUUGUUCGACCAACCCGAGCCCAAAUCCAAAGCCAUCCUCUUCACCAGAGGCUCUUCCUUCAGAUACAGUGGACGGACCCAGAAGCAACUUGUGGACUACGUCAGAGAAAACGGUGUUAAGAGAACUCCAUACCAGAGGAGGAACAGUAAAAUACGAAUGUCUGCUCGCUCCCUCGCCACAGAUGUGCCAAAACAGAGCUUGUCAUUCAACGACAGUCUCAGGGCCGCAGGCUCCCCAUCCUCCGCCACCGUGACCUUCCACCCGGCUAUCUCCAGUGUCCUCCCGCGAGCAGAGCUCCAACUUCAGCCAAGGACUUUGCAGACACCGAGCCGGUCUCCAGCACCUCCCCAGCAGCAGCAGCAGCAGCAGCUUCAGUCCCCUCUGCAGGCCACCAGACCCCCCAGCCCUCCGAAGGAAGAACCUGUCAAGGCCGCGUCUCCGUCUCACUUCGCUUUUCAAGAUUCAGCCGUGGACAGCCCCCAGGUGUCUCCCUUCAGCUCCAAGGGUCCCCUCUGCAUGUCCCCCUCCUUCCAGAUGUCCACCCUCAGCCUGCCGGGCCAGACGCCGUCGCCACUGCAGAGCCCCAUCCUGAGCGAGGUGGGCAGCAAUGCCAGGCUAGAGGAGGAGGAGGAGGGCAGGAGGAAGCGAUAUCCCACCGACAAGGCCUACUUCAUUGCCAAAGAGAUUCUUACCACGGAGCGAACGUACCUGAAAGACCUCGAGGUCAUCACUGUGUGGUUCCGCAGCGCUGUGAUCAAAGAAAACGCCAUGCCUGAAGGCCUGAUGACCCUCCUCUUCUCCAAUAUCGACCCCAUCUACGAGUUCCAUCGGGGCUUCCUCAAGGAGCUGGACCAGAGGCUGGCUCUCUGGGAGGGACGCUCAAACGCCCACGCCAAGGGGGACUACCAGAGGAUCGGCGACGUGAUGCUGAAGAACAUGUGCGCCCUGAAGGAGUUCACGGGCUUCCUGCGGAAACACGACGAGGUGCUGACGGAGCUGGAGAAAGCCAGCAAGAGGCUGAAGAAGCUGGAGACGGUCUACAAGGAGUUCGAGCUGCAGAAGGUCUGCUACCUGCCCCUCAACACGUUCCUGCUCAAGCCCAUCCAGCGCCUCAUGCACUACAAGCUCAUCCUGGAGAGGCUGUGCAAGCAUUAUUCUCCCGCCCACCGGGACCACGACGACUGCAAGGAGGCUCUGAAGGAAGUGGCCGAGAUCGCCACCCAGCUCCAGAGCAGCCUCAUCCGGCUGGAGAACUUCCAGAAGCUGACGGAGCUGCAGAGAGACCUGAUCGGCAUAGAGAACCUGACGGGGCCAGGCAGGGAGUUCAUACGAGAGGGGUGUCUGUACAAGCUCACCAAGAAAGGACUGCAGCAAAGGAUGUUUUUCCUGUUCUCAGACAUGCUCCUCUACACAAGCAAAGGAGUCACGGCGACCAAUCAGUUCAAAGUGCACGGCCAGCUGCCCCUUCACGGCAUGAUCGUGGAGGAGAGUGAAAACGAGUGGUCGGUCCCUCACUGCUUCACCAUCUACUCUGCUCAGAGGACCGUUGUCGUGGCUGCCAGCUCUAAAGUGGAGAUGGGGAAGUGGAUUGAGGAUCUGAACAUGGCCAUUGACCUGGCCAAGAAGUCCCAAGAGAAGUCCAGCAUCUUCCUUGACACUGGCCUCAGCGAUCACUCCAACCGAUCGUCCGAUGAGGUCUCUCUGGAGCAGGAGUCGGAGGACGAGAUGAACUCGUCCCGCACGUCUCUGGACAAGCAGACGCACCACCGCUCCAACACCACCAUGCACGUGUGCUGGCACCGCAACACCAGCGUGUCUAUGUCCGAUCACAGCCAGGCUGUGGAGAACCAGCUGUCGGGUUACCUCCUGAGGAAGUUCAAGAACAGCAACGGCUGGCAGAAACUCUGGGUGGUGUUCACCAACUUCUGCUUGUUCUUCUACAAGACCCACCAGGACGACUUCCCGCUGGCCAGCCUGCCUCUUCUCGGCUACACUGUCAGCACCCCCGAGGAGUCUGACGGCAUCCACAAGGAGUACGUCUUCAAGCUGCAGUUCAAGUCCCACGUUUACUUCUUCCGGGCGGAGAGCGAGUACACCUUCGAGAGAUGGAUGGAGGUGAUCAAGAGCGCAGCCAGCACCACGGGCCGGAUGAGCCUGCUCAUACCCAAAGGAGGUCCCGUGGAGAUGAACGGAAACUGAACAGGACGCCGCCGUCGGCGACGCUGCACCUGGAGGCUGGGCCUCCUGGGGCAUCAGACAGACGAUCCAAUCUUUUCUUUUAAAUGUUUUUUGCGGAGCUAAGAUUCGGAAAAUAACAGAUGAAGACUGAAAGAUACAGCCAGUUAAAAGUGUUUUUUUAAAACAUUUUUCAGGUUUAAAACGGUUUGUCUUGAUUAAAUGCUGAUGUUUAUUUCAGUAUACAGGAUAUAAUGAAAGGGAGACAUUUUGAUCUUUUUUUUUUUUGUAGAGCAUGUGUUGCACCCCCUUGGGCUGUCACAUAGAUGGACUUAUGGGAAAUACUGUUAUAUGGGACCAACUCCAACACAAAGGAGACUGUUACUCUUUAGCACAAGGUGACUGAAGCUUUUGUUGGGACACAGAUGAUACAAAGUAUGUGGGGGAAAAAAUGAAGGUGCACGAAAGUAUGUGCUCUCUACAAUGAAGAUGUGUGUUUGUUUGUGUGUGCGCGCAAGAGAGAGACGGAGGCGAGCAGAAAGUUUCACAGGAUGUUGAAGGAAGGACAUUACGUGUCUGGAGAAGCACGGGACGUUUUGAGAAAAUCUGUGUGAUUUUCGGUUGCAAACAUUUGGCAGCGUUUGUGAGAUUUUUUUAAGGACAAAGCUGUAUGAAGUAUUAGUAUGAGCAGCGUUUAUUCCCGAGGCUUUCCUGUUAAUGGGAGGAUAUUUCAUAUGUUUUAAAAGGGAGCUGCUUUAAUCUGUAGAAGGGCAGUGUUAAGGCCAGUUCGGUGCUACAUUUCUCUCCUUAAUAUCAAAUGUAAUCAAUGCAUCGUGUUUUUUGUCUUUGGCAUAGGGAUAACAACUUGAGGAAAAUAUGAGGUGGUGACACUAGUGUGCAUAAGUCAUAGGUUUUCCCCUCUAGAGGAACCAGAAGAACAUAUUAUGAAGUAAUUGUACUCUGUGAUAAUGUCGGGCUGCUUGUCUGACUUAUGGGAGACACAAACAACGCUUAUUGUCAGUUAUUUGGUGCGUUACAUGCACACAUGAUACUAAUCGGUAUGUUUUUUUGUAAGAAGACUGGAAUCUCCCCCCUCCCCGUGUGUGAGUGCAUGUGUGCGCAUGUGUGUGUGAGACUGACUGUUGCACAGGUUAACAAACGGUUUAUGUUACUCCUAUUUAUUGUUUAGUGCGUCAUCAUCAGGGCCCUUGCUCCUGCAUGCCCCCGCAUGCCCCCCCCAUGUAGUCUUCAUGUUAUUCCAUUGAAAAAAACCUAACGAAUAAAAGAUCGUUGCAAUCA